AUGGCGUUCGACCAAGCCUCCCUGGAUGCUUUUUGGGCCCGUUCCGCGAGUUUUGAUGAGACGACGGAUUCAGAACACACAUUCAGUUUAACUGAUGAAUUAAUAAAGACGCAAUAUGUUCUACCAAAUCAACGUCAACAACCGAUACUUCAAUUUCCGCGGGCGAAAAAAAUCAUCAAUUCGUAUAGCGAGAAUAUGUUUGAAUCACCUCGCCAAUACGCUUUAAAUGCGAGUUCAGAUAUCAAGAAUUCUCCUGCUCGUUCAGACACCUCGGAUGAUAUGAUGUCUGUUGAUUCCCCGAUAAACAAUUGUCGUUUCAACAAUGUUGACAACAAUAAUAAGAUAUCGCCACGUAAUUCAUUCACAAAAACAAAAAAUUCGGUUAUGUCCAAAAAUUCAGAAUCCCCUAUUACCAGUUAUUUUAGUCGUAUCUCUGAAAGAAAUUCAAUUUCACUGAGUCAUCAUUCAUCUGAUAUUAUUAUUUUGACAUCUGACGAGGAAGAAGAGGAGGAAGAUAAUCUACUGGCAAAAACUGUUCUCUCCGAGCCACAAUCCAAUACCAGGAAAAGUGUCGUGUUCAGUACUCAAACAAAAGUAAAGACAUCAUCAAUUAAAAAGUCGAUCAAAACGACGAAGACUAUGCUCUCAACGAAGGUCAGUCGUCGCACCAGCGUUACUAAAUCUUAUAGAAAGAAGGGAUCAGCAUCCAAUACACCCAUCCAUGACCAUGAUCCAAAUAGUAUUAAAUACUAUUUGACAGCGUCUUCACCUUCAAACACGAUGAACAUUAAUUCAAAAGAUUUACAUUCAUCUAAACAAUCGACACCACCAAAAAGACCCAACACUCUUCAAGAUGCUACCAAACUUCGAUCAAAUAUCACACCUUCUCCAAAGAAAACGACACUUCCAACUAUCAAUAUUAAAAAACAGCAGAGAUUUGUCGUGAAUAAAUCAUCAUCAAUGUUUGUUUCGUCAUUCCGCGCAAAGAAUGAUAUCUCGCCGGGAACACAAAAAAUCCUUGAGGCAACCGAAUCUUUUGGGAUUAGCGGGAUUACGAUGAUGAAAGAAUCAAGUUUUAUUGAAAAUGUGAGUUACAAUUCAUGA
Molecule: messenger RNA, 1104 nt
Organism: Ambispora gerdemannii
Lineage: Eukaryota; Fungi; Glomeromycota; Glomeromycetes; Archaeosporales; Ambisporaceae
Source: the annotation of a GenBank genome assembly